UCUAAAUCGACAUGUCUGCAAAAGAGAUGUGCUCCGUCUGUUUCACAUAGGGUUUGGGCAUCUAGGUAAGGAUGAAAUUCACAGGGGACGACAACAUCAGCGUGUAUUGACCACGUAACAUCUGUCGUUUUGGGGACGACAACAACGGUGGGUAUGAGACUUGGCGCUUAGGACUUCUGGGGACGACAACCGUGAAUGAAUUUAUGGAGACUUGCUGGUUCAUUUGUUCGUUGUUCGUCUAAGACUUCCGUCGUUUGGGCAAAACUGAAAAUACACCAUCGGGGAAGAAAAAAGGCCUCAGAUGCACUCCCGAUAUCCACGGAAUCAUCAGUGACAGUCUCAAAGAGAAAAAAGAGAGUGAAAAAAGUGUCUGCCAAUCCUAGGAAGAAGAAAAUAAGUCCAACUGAAGCCCCAACAACCCAACUGAUGGACCAUGCGCUAUUUGUUAGGUCCCUGUUUUCUAUUCUAAAAUGUAUGAGUAUGGAAGACAGAUCUGGGAAUGAAGCUUUCCAUUGAUGGUGAAGGUUUUACAGAAUGAUGUGAAAACUUAGCGUAAAAACCUCACACGCAAAUAGGCAUUGCGGCACAGAGAAUGUAUUGAAAAACUUAACCUAGCCAUUCCUAAGGGGUCUAUUUAUAGCCUCCUUAGAAUGGUAGGUUACAAUGAUAUGGGCUCUCCUUUUUAGGAGGCCCAUUCCUAAUUUAGCUUAGUAGCCUUUUCCAUUUAAGACCUAUUCUAUGAUAAAUAAAUUAUUACAAAAGGCUAAGUAACAUUGAUCACAAUAUAAUGAAAAUAUCUCUAACAAUCUCCCCCUUUGUGAUCAGAUGUUCUUGCUUCUUUUAUUCUUCACUUCCGAGCUUUAUAAUAAUGCUUUCUGAGAUUGAGUGCAUGCUCGUAGCUUCUGAGUGACCUUCUAUCAUUGAUUUGCUUUUUGAUGGCCUUCAGAAUUUUAUCAACUCUUUCCAGUUCCUUGAGUUCUUCCUUUGAGGCUUCAGUCUGUCUUUUAUCCAGUUCUUCUUUUCUUGGUUGCAAUUGUUCCCGGAUGAUCUUCAGAGUCCCGUCACAGUAUUUGCGAAUGUCUUCAACAACCAUCAAGCGCUUCUCCUCUUUGUGAUUCAGAUAGAUGACUGAGACCGGAUCGUCAAAGGUGUGGUAUGCUGAGUAGGGUUCAAGUUCCGGUCUGUUCCAUUCUGGUUGCGUGAGAUUUGCCUUUGAAUAGUUGUUUUCUAGGGCCAUUUGAAGAUCAUGGGAAGCAUAAUAUCGAACUUGUCUGGUCAUAAAUCUUUUUAUAGCCUCAAAGCCUUCUUUAGCAAUUCUGUCUUUGUGGACUGGGAGUUGUCUGCAUGCCAUGAACAUCUGAUAGAUGUCAUCCAUGUGUAGUAAGAAGAAGUCGUUCUCUUGGCAGGUGAACUCGGUCCCGUCAAUGCGUUGUACCUGGAAAGUAUAGAACCUGAUAGUCUCGAGAUAGUCUUUUGUUACCUUUAGAAUCUUUAACACAGGAGCUAUGCUUGUUUCAAGAGUAUGAUUCAGAAUUCUGCAUUGUUCGCCUGUUGAUCUUUGGUAAAGCAUAAAGAUGUGUCCUCCUCUGUACUUUCCUUUAAAGUGGUUGAGUCCACAGUUCACUGAAUUUUAUGAGUUUCUCUGGUUGACGCCAUAUCCGCUCUCGAAUUUCCUCUAGAAAGGGGGCUUUGACUCUAAGAAUUUCCAAGGGCUUUUUAAUUUCCUUUUGCUUGGUGAUUGGUUCCGGCUCCUUGGAAUUUUCCUGAUAGUUCUCCCCUUGAUUUCAUCUUCAUCGAGCCCAAUCAUUUCAGCAGCACACUUGGCAAUCAGUUCUCUGAGACGCACACUUCGUUGUAUUUCAUCUUGGUCUACUUCUGCUCUUAGUUCAUCCCACUCUGUCCAUUGGCGGGGCCACUUGUCAUAAACAAGAAUUUCUUCAAGUUCAUCGAGCGUUUGAUCAUCGGAGGGGCUAGAGGGAGUUUGUUGCUGCUGUGGCGAUCUAUCAAAAGUAACCCCGGGAUCACUAGGAUUGCCCGUUAUCAUCAGAUUAGAACUAGGUUCUUUCUGAUGGCCUGAAUAAAAUGGUGUACUCGAAGUAGCAACCUCAGGACUUCCACUCCAUCCUUGGACAGCACUUGUAAAGGAUGCGCCUAGGAGUGUUGUGCCUAGCUCGACCGGGCUAGAAAUGGGUGGAUUGGCUGUUUGGCUUUUGUGUUGAGUGGAUGGUGGGGGCUGAUUGUUCGAGGAUUUGGGUUGGUGAGUUUGCGUAGAUGGUUCUCUUGUUGACGCAUCACGCUCAAGUAUCUGUUGCCUCUUGUUCUCCCCCUCAUGAGGAUCCGAAUCAUCGGGGUCCUCAUGCGAACGUUUGUGACCACGAAGACUAUCACGGCAUGUGCUGUCAGGCUUAAGGAUCCGAAGAAAUUCUUUUUGUUUCUGGGUUAGGUUGCCUUCUUCGGUAGCUAGUAGUUGAUCUAGCAUAAGGUUCUCGAGUACCUCGAACGAAAGAGUUUUCGGGUCGGGGAAGGGUGUGGUCGAAGUAGGGGGGGACACUAGCUCUGUGUCCUGGGUUCCCCUUGAAACGGUAGGAGUGGUUGGUUGGGUUGUGGAUGGUUCAGAGUUUUGGCGGAUGGAGAAAUGGGUAAGUGGAUGUGUUUGAUGGGUAUGUGAUGAUGAUGGUUGGGGUUGGAUGAUGUCAUUAAGCAGCGCCGGGGUGUUCCUGAAUUCCUGUGCCCGGGCGGUUAUUGCUUCGUGCACCCAUGGCUUAAUGGUGGAAUCCAUGAAACGCUGCAAAAUGACUGAAAGGUCGGUAGGGUCAGGGUUUCCGGUUACAGGGGUAGUAACCGUUGUCACAACAUCAAUAAAGAUUACCGGUGUGUGGCCUGCAGAUAAUGAUGGAGGAAUCUGUUGUGCAGCAGGACUUCCGAUCAUCAUCGACGUAUCUCCGAUCGUUGAGGACAGGUAAAGUGCACCUGUUGUGUGCGGUGGUGUAAGAAGUGUAUGUGUCCUAGAAAAAGUGGAAAAUGUUGGGAGGGUGGAACCUAGACUCAAUGUGGUUGAAGGAGGGGUAGUGGUCUGGGGCAGAAAACCACAAAGGAUGUCCCCAACUGCGUCGUAAGGAGGCAGUGAGGUGGGUAUAAUGUCCCCUAUUUGUGAAACUACUACCUGUUGGGAGGCAGCAGAGUGGUCGGGUGAGGCUUGUGCAUGCGCAGUUGGGCAAGAUGUUGCGUCUUCUACCCGGAAACUAAAAAUAUCAGUCUCUGCUCCUAAGGGGUUAACCCGGUUUAUAGUAUCUAGGUCGGAGCAACUGUCAUAUAGUGCUAUUUCAUCAGCUAAGUUGCUUGCUGUUUGCACUCUUUGCAUAGAAAUUGAUGAUGAGGAAGGGUUGUCAUGACGUACCUUGGAGCGAGUCUCACUGAUUAUAUUUCCUUGAGUAUCGUUGAUUUGGUGAGACUGCUCUUGUGUUGUAGCCCGAGAAAGCCUGAUUAUGAGUCGUCCUUUCUUCGCAGGGGCUUUCUCGACUUUCUUGCCCUUUGCAUUGGCGUUGUCGUCAUCCUCAUCAUCAUCAUCGUCGUCGUUUUCUCCAGCCAUGCUCCCGGAGCCCUCAUCGUCAGCGUGUUGUGAUCUGGCUGCGCUUGACGAAUCAUUGGCGUUCUCCUCAGCACCUUGGGGGUGGCCCUCAGCAGACAUAGUCUGAUCAUCAUGGGGCUGACUUGCCA
Molecule: messenger RNA, 3717 nt
Organism: Cuscuta epithymum
Lineage: Eukaryota; Viridiplantae; Streptophyta; Magnoliopsida; Solanales; Convolvulaceae
Source: the annotation of a GenBank genome assembly